Molecule: messenger RNA, 1876 nt
Organism: Monopterus albus (swamp eel)
Lineage: Eukaryota; Metazoa; Chordata; Actinopteri; Synbranchiformes; Synbranchidae
Product: germ cell-specific gene 1-like protein
Exons: 5
Coding region: 215-1111 (298 amino acids)
Cellular component (GO): plasma membrane
Source: RefSeq, a predicted model, not a curated record
AUGUGGGGCUGGUUGGGACACGGCUGAGCUCAGUGUGGGGGAUGCUCUCUGCAGCUUGCGCAGCACUGGAGAUGUUUGGAAAUGGUGGAGUGUCAAAUGGGAUCCUCGCCUUACCCACUGUGUUUAGUAAUUAGCCGGGGCUCAUGCACCUCUUCCACUUUGCAUCCAUGAACUUUUCGGUCCUCCGUGCGCUGCUGCCUUCUCCUCGCGGAAAAUGAAGUCGACGCGCAGAUGCAGGACUCUUAUGUCGGUCAGCUUGAACUUCUUCGCCCUGUUUUUCUCCAUAACGGCGUUCAUAACGACCUACUGGUGCGUGGGGACCCAGAGAGUCCCCAAGCCAAAGUGCAGCAAGCUGCGGACACACCAGUGUAUAGACUACGGAGUGAACGAGACGGACCCGAACAAGGUGGUGUACAGCUGGGAGACCGGGGACGACAGGUUCCUGUUCCGACAGUUCCACACCGGCAUCUGGUUCUCAUGCGAGGAGAAUAUCCACGAUGAAAGUGAGAGAUGCCGAAGCUUCAUCGAUUUGGCCCCUGCAUCAGAGAAAGGGAUGCUGUGGCUGUCGCUGGUUUCGGAGAUGUUGUACAUCAUUCUGCUGGUGGUGGGCUUCAGCCUCAUGUGUUUGGAGCUGGUCCACUCCAGCAGCAUCAUCGAUGGACUCAAGCUCAAUGCCUUCGCUGCCGUCUUCACAGUGCUCUCUGGUCUUCUUGGUAUGGUGGCUCAUGUGAUGUACACACAGGUCUUCCAGGUCACCGUCAGCCACGGUCCACCAGACUGGAGGCCUUACAACUGGGACUAUGGCUGGUCCUUCUGCAUGGCCUGGGCAUCCUUUACCUGCUGUAUGGGUGCAUCGGUCACCACCCUCAAUGCCUACACGAAGACUGUCAUUGAGUUCAGGCGCAAACGCAAGACUUUUGAGCAAAGCAUCCGUGAGGACCAUGCGCGGGAGGCUUUCGGAUAUUUCCGGGAACACUCAGUGCACUCCAUCUCCAAAUCUGUGGAGGAUUACUCCUGCCAGACCCUGCAAAGCAGCAGGCACACCCCCAUACCUGCUGACACUAUGGAUCUGAGUGACAUUACAGCAUCUUUAGGGGAAGAACAGUGCUGAAAUGUAAUGAGACACUAGGUGAUGAUAUUUAUCUCAGUGUGGCAACUUGAUCAAUGGAAGUGCUUUUGUCCCUGUACGGUUGAUGCUCAGCAUGGAAGGAGCGCCUAACAAGAUUUCAGGCCACAAUAUUAAUUCAUUAUAAUACAUUUUAACACUGCCUUAAUUAAACAGAUCAUGGAUAUUUUGUACUAGGUUAAAAUUGGACAAGGAAACUGCAAUAAGUGAGCUUGAACCAAUCUGAUGAAUGACUAACACUGCAGAUAGAAAAAAUACAAUUAGGGUCUCUCAGAUGCUAAUAGCCUUAUUAAAUAUAUUCCAGACAAUCAAUAUAUCAAUGCAAAGACAGGGUGGCAGUUUAACUGGUCUACAUGGACUGUGAAAUGAAGCCACAAAUACUCCAAAUGAUGUGCCUACAUAUAUACAUUGUAAAUAAGCUGUUGGGUUUGAGUGUGAGAUAUGGUUGUACACAGAAUGGUUGUAGAAAAUGUUGAAUGAUUUUUGUCAUGGAUGCUCAUAAUCAGUUACUUUUAUUGUCUCACAAAGCCCUAGCAAGCAUUUCAACACACCAGUGUGAACCAGUGUACCAUGACGAUUCAUACGACCAGUUGUAAUGGCAUGAUUAGAAUGAUCCACAGUAUCACUCACAUCCAGUAUGUCAUUUUCAUUUGAUGUUACUGCUUUGGUUGGAGGAUAAUAAAUAACUCAGUGCUGUGAAAAUAUUUUUUUUCAGAAUGUUUCAAAUGAAUGUGAUGGAUAUUAAAGUUA